Homarus americanus (American lobster) is the source of this 1134-nucleotide messenger RNA. RefSeq names its product keratin-associated protein 10-10-like. The record is from RefSeq and is a predicted model, not a curated record. The transcript has 3 exons. The coding region runs from base 1 to 1134 and encodes 377 amino acids. NCBI's taxonomy places the organism in Eukaryota, Metazoa, Arthropoda, Malacostraca, Decapoda, Nephropidae.
AUGAAGAAAGAGGAAGAAGAAAACAGAGAUAAAGCAGAUAAAGAAAAAAGAAUAAAUACGCCUGGGUUACUCCUACGCCUGUGUUACUCCUACGCCUGUUACUCCUACGCCUGUUACCCUACGCCUGUUACCCUACGCCUGUGUCACCCCUACGCCUGUUACUCCACGCCUGUUACCCUACGCCUGUUACCCUACGCCUGUUACUCCUACGCCUGCUACUCCCACGCCUGUUACUCCUACGCCUGUGUCACCCCUACGCCUGUUACCCUACGCCUGUUACUCCCCACGCCUGUUACUCUACGCCUGUGUCACCCCUACGCCUGUUACCCCACGCCUGCAUUCUACGCCUGUUACCCUACGCCUGCUACUCCACGCCUAUUACUCCACGCCUGUGUCACCCCUACGCCUGUUACCCUACGCCUGUUACCCCACGCCUGUUACCCACGCCUGUGUUACUCCUACGCCUGUCACCCUACGCCUGUGUUACUCCUACGCCUGUCACUCCCUACGCCUGUGUCACCCCACGCCUGUUACACCUACGCCUGUGUCACUCCUACGCCUGUCACUCCUACGCCUGUGUUACCCCACGCUUGUCACUCCCUACGCCUGUGUCACUCCUACGCCUGUUACACCUACGCCUGUGUCACUCCCUACGCCUGUCACACCUACGCCUGUUACUCCCACGCCUGUGUCACUCCUACUCCUGUGUCACCCUACUCCUGUGUCACCCACGCCUGUUACACCUACGCCUGUGUCACCCUACGCCUGUCACUCCUACCCUGUGUCACUCCUACGCCUGUUACACCUACGCCUGUGCUCCCUACGCCUGUCACCUCCUACUCCUGUGUCACUCCCUACGCCCGUUACACCUACGCCUGUGUCACCCUCCUACGCCUGUCACUCCUACUCCUGUGUCACUCCCACGCCUGUCACUCCCACUCCUGUGUCACUCCUACGCCUGUUACACCUACGCCUGUGUCAUCUCCUACGCCUGUCACUCCUACUCCUGUGUCACUCCUACGCCUGUCACUCCUACUCCUGUGUCAAUCUCUCCAGCGAACAUUACCCCUGUGUAGCGCCUCCGUCAAUCCUCACCCCGCCAGCCGACCACGAUACCACAAGGACGACCCAUGA